Camelina sativa (false flax) is the source of this 1241-nucleotide messenger RNA. The record is from RefSeq and is a predicted model, not a curated record. Lineage: Eukaryota; Viridiplantae; Streptophyta; Magnoliopsida; Brassicales; Brassicaceae.
CGUAGGAGAAUCGGAGGAGCUGUAAAGUUUUUGUUUGUCUUACGCCUCCUGUUGUUGUAUCCUUGAUAACAUGAAAGAGGAAGGAAUCCAAACACUUGAAGAUAGACAACUUCUCGGACAGAUGGGGACGGAGUUGAGGAAGAGUUGGAUUUUGAAGGUAGACAACUUCUCAGACAGGAAAGAGGUUAUGAAGUCGACGCCCUUCUCAUGCGGCGGGUGCGAAUGGUAAAUGGACAAGACUCUUUUUAUCUCCAGCGUCUCUUUCUUACCCGAAUUGUCUAAAAGAGAGGUUUUGCAUGUCUUUAGGCAUGUUAUUGUUGAUACCAAGGGAUGCCCUGGUUAUGAUAAUGACUUGUCUCUGUUUCUGUGCGUACCUAAUCCUGAAUCAUUGAGACUUGGAUGGAAAAGGAGAGUUAGAUUUUUCUUCCUUCUUUUGAAUCAUUCCGGCAAAGAGCUCCGCAGAUCAAAUUACAACGGGAGAUCCCAUUUGUUCUGCGCUGAGGCCACAGAAUGGGGUAUCGAGGGUCUGUUGCCUCUUACCGAGCUUCAAGACCUCGAGAACAACAUACUAACCAUUCAAGUCUUCGUUGAAGUAGACGAAGUUGUUCAUCAAGGUCAGUCAACUGAGAAUGAUCUAUCAGAAUUCCAAGGUGUCCGGGUCCUUGCUUCUCAAGGUCAAUCAGCGAUCCGGCUUCUGAAGCAGCACCAAGGAUUUUGUUUAGAUUUCGCUCCAAAGUACCCGGAGCUGAGGGCAGUAUACUACACUCUCUUGUUCUCCCUCAUCGAGACACUGAGCAAGUCUCCACAGAGCUUGUCUCUGGCUGAACUAACCAAUGCUCAAUCCCAAUUGACCGAGCUGACGAAGGCAGGCUUCAAGCUCGACUUCUUGGAGUCAAAGCUCGAGGACCUUUCCUUGGAGAGGAGGAAAGCAGUUGUCCAACUCGAGGAACGGGUCAAGAAUGUGGAACUGACUUUGGAGAAGAUCAAAUACGCGGCUGCUGCUAGAGUUUCUUCGUUUGGGUUCAUAGACUUCCUCGUAAAGAGAUUCUUUCUCUCUUGCUUCUCAAUCUGAAAGUGUGUAAGCUUAAACAUGAUCAUCACAUGUCAUUACUAAAGCGCAUAGAUGACGAUUAUCUGUUGUCACUUGAUUUCCCUAGCCGUUGAUUUCGGUAGGUACGUGUAAACUAGUGGAUGAUCUUAGGUACUUGCUCUUUUUAUAUUACAAAAGGCAUUGUGUGUUU